This is a messenger RNA of Arctia plantaginis, 1543 nucleotides long. The record is from the annotation of a GenBank genome assembly. NCBI's taxonomy places the organism in Eukaryota, Metazoa, Arthropoda, Insecta, Lepidoptera, Erebidae.
AUGCGUCGAGCAGUGGAAGAGGACAACGACGAUGUUGUCGAAAUUUUAGACAAAUCGUGUCCGCGUCUGAAGGAGUUAUACGGAUUGUAUUAUAUUAGCGAGUUGAUUGGACGUCAUCCAGAAAGUCAGCGGAAAAUUCUUGUGGGUGAUGUCCAAGGACGCGCGGUUGCUGUUAUAUGUCUGAAUACAGAUAUUAAUUAUAGGCAACUCCAGAAGAUAUAUGAUUUAAAACCGUUCAAUGGGCUCAGUUCAUCUACGCCUCUCGAGAAGGAGCAAAGCAAGCGAGCGAAUAAACUCCUAACCGUUUUCGGAAAUCCAAUAAGAAAUGGGAAAUGGCACCCAUUUCAACAUCUACUAAAGACUUCUGGCCACUCACUUGGCAUACCGGAGGACGCUACUUCUAAAUGUAGAAACAACCGUCAUUUACCGACAAAGAAGUUGAGCAAAGUGAACUUCAAGAGAAAUGCUAAAAGGAACCAUAGUUUAGAUCAAAUUAUAAUGAAGCAAAACGAUUCUGAUGAUUUGAGCGACAGAAUAUUCAAUUUCUCUCCAAUUUUAUCACAGAGUGCAUUAGUCUCAGUUGCCAAUAUGCUGGAUGAUGAUCCCUUUGAUUAUGACAUCGUAAACAUCGAUCAGAAAUGGUUACAAGAUGUCCCGUCUAAUGAAGUCAGACAUGCUUUUGAUAUGUUAGAGGCAGCAUUUGAUUUGAUGAAGGACUAUGACUACUGCAUCAUUCGUAUUCCCGCUACUGAGCACCAUUUUCCGUUAUUACAACACUUUUGCUUUGUUCCUCUAAGAAGUCGAGUUUGCUGUGAUUACUGCCUGUAUGUGGCUCAUAGAAGUUCAGUAUUAGGGAAGCUAAGAGUUCGUGAAGCAGAAAUAAUCGACAUACCUAAUAUAGCCCAUUUACUGUACCCCUUGGACGCAAAGGACACUAUGCACGCUAUUGAAACUAUGAUAUUAAGCAACAAAGAGAAUCACGCAUAUGUCUUCACUAGCGGAAUGUCAAUUGUCGGCAUUGCAAUAUUGGAAUUUUCAGAAGAAAUAGACUUUAUAAGAGGCCGCUUCAACUUAGACGCUUUCCAACUGCAUAAAUACCGCUACGAAUGCCAUGGAAUAGACGCUGGUCACAUGAAUAUUAAAACCAUCAUAGCUUACCCAGUAUUUGAACCACAUUUUAGGUUCUUCACAAGAGAGCUAAUGCGGUUAUCAGGGAGUAAUACCUUGAUGUAUGUUACAGGUUACAGGAAUAAAUGGGCGGUACAUAAAGUAAACGUGGCAGUUUCUUCUAUGAUUCCUUUAAUGCCCAGGGAGAUGGAGAUUGACAGUGAGACGGUGCCUGAAUUGAAAAGGAUAGGGACGAUGCUUAAUGAAAUGAGAAGACCAGUGGCAGAAUAUUGUCCCCUCGAUGUACCACGGUACAGUGACACUGAGCUUCAGAUCACAUGUGAUGACACACCCCGUAACGUUUUCAUUAUCAACCACGUAAUAGAAGCCCAAAAAGCUUUGGAUUAUGUCAAACAAUUAUCUUGGACUAGCGACG